AGUUUCACAAAAAUGGGGGCAAAUGGGACGUUAACGUCUGUUUACACGCCUUGAAAGACAGUUCGCGGCAAUUGACAUUCUAUAUUUGGUGUGCCCAAGACGGUGUCGGAGGAGCCUCUGCGGAUCUUGCGGAACGUGUGAGUGACGUGCGGUGAUGUCUACGAAUGGUGCCGCCUGACGACAGUAAAUGAGAGUUGCAGUAUUACCUUGCGCCUGAGUCAGUUUGGUAUCACAAGUCCUGUUGACAUCAUGGAAGCAGAGGCCAUCUACAUGGAGGUGGAACAGCCUCAGGAGGAGUCUGUGGAACACCAGUACAUGUGUAGCGAAUGCUACCAGCUUUUCAACUCUCUGGAAGAUGUGCUGAUCCACCAGGAGAUUCAUACAGGCCAGGAGGGCGAGGAAGGCGAGGUAGGCCAGGUGGUCCACUGCGAGCAGUACCAGUGCUUGGAGUGUGGGUCGGUACUCGUGGACUCCGAGGAGCUGCUGCAGCAUCAGGAGAUGCACAUGCGGGAGGCUGGGAUGGAGGGAAACCAACAAGAGUUAUGCGAGACUGAGGUACCCCAAGAUAGUGGUUCACAAGCACCCCAACCGGUUCAGUACCAGUGUCUGGACUGUCUUGCUCUGUUUGACUCACCCAACACGUGGCUGGAACACCGGAAAAGCCACAACAGCAGCACCACUAGCACCUACGCGGAGAUGACUGAGUACGAGCUCCAAGCGGACGGAACCGUGACUCCCGUCACCAACAUGCAGAACUUUGUCCUGAGUGAGCAGCAAGCUGGGGAGAUUUUGGCACAGGUGUUUGCACAGCAGGAGCAAAAGAAGAAAGGCGACCACGUCUCCAAGUCCGCCAGCGUCCCCCCCCAGCUUCCCACGGUGACGCCCAGCCCCGGUUCGGCCACCAUGCACCUUCAGAUCCUGACGGCCCAAGCUCUGGCCGACGGUUCCGGCACGUGCACUCAACCCAGCAGGACAGCGUCCGUGGUGGGCUGGCAAAAGUGCACCACCCUGGAGAACGGCACCGCCCGCCGAGUGGAGCUGAUGUUGUCCCCCGGGAUGAUCGCUGACACCCAGCAGGCGGCAACAGAGAUGGUGGUCAUCCAACCGUACGAAUGCUCUGAAUGCUCCCUUCUAUUCCAGACCCCAGAGGACCUCCUCAAACAUCAGGGGAAGCACUUCCUGGGUCAGGACAAAGAGAGUUCGGAGGCAGGGCUCAUGUGCGGCUUGGAGGAAGCCCGGGGGCCCGAGGAAAUGGCGGACAAGACGGACAUCUUAGUAGGGCAACCGUACCAACAAAUCACAAUGGAGAACAAACCCGUGGUGUCACCCAAGACCCAGCAGUGCUCACUGUGCAGCCGCAACUUCAGCUCCGUCAACCGGCUCAAAGCUCAUCAGCGCGUCCACGAGCAGGGCACGCAUGAAUGCAGUGAGUGCGGCAGGUUCUUUAAGAAAGAGAGCUCGCUGCAAGCGCACCUGCGCACCCACUUGGGCGUGAGCAGAUAUUUGUGCGUGGACUGCGGCCAAGGCUUCACCACCGAGAUGACCCUCAUCAUGCACAGGAAGUCCCACACGGCGAACCCCCUUCACAAGUGCCAGUUCUGCAACAAGACCUUCACCAACAUGACCAAGUAUCUUUACCACCGACGGUCACACCUCAGCCUCAACACCUGUGGCAUGCCGGCCUCCAAUGCCGCCACCACCACGGUCAAUCCCGCUCCACAACGAGCUUCUCUUUCCAUUCUGGCCAUUUUACAGCGAGCCAGGGAGAAGAACUCUCGGAUGAUGGCCCCCCUCUCUGAGGAGGAGAUGGAAAAGAUGGACCAGGACCCUGCGGAUCUGAACAAGGCAGACGCGAGUGAGAGCCAAGAAAAAGAUAGCGAGGAGGGUCCUGGCGACAAACCUGCCCAGGAUGUCGCCUCCAGCUCAGCAGGAAGCGCGACGACCGCGUCGUCGGAAAAAGACGCGUUCACUUGUCGCGCUUGUCAGAAGACGUUCCCCUCCCAGCUGCAGCUCCUCCAGCACCGGCGUACGGCUCACGGGCCUGAGCGCAGCUUCCUUUGUGGUAUCUGUGGCAAGAGCUUCAAGAAGCAGAUCCACGUGCGGAACCACAUCCGUACGCACACGGGCGAGCGGCCCUUCCAGUGCGCUGACUGCGGCAAGACGUUUUCAUCCCUCGCCAACCUCACCCGCCACACGCUGAUCCACACGGGCGUGCGACCGUACCGCUGCGACGUGUGCCAGCGCUCCUUCUCGCAGUCGUCCAACCUGCGCCAGCACAGCCUCCUGCACGCAAGGGGCGGAAGCGGGGGCCUGAAGUGCCCCGACUGCCCCGCGGCCUUCCGCUGGCGCACCAAGCUGGCCGCACACCGCUUCACGCAUCACCAGGGAUCCCCCGCGCCCUUCCCUUGCCCCCACUGUGAGGCCGGCUUCCUCAUCAAGAGGCAACUAGAGGCCCACUGUACAGAGCAGCAUCAGGCCACGUCUCCAGAGUCGGGGGGGCGUCCCCGGCAGCCAGUCGGAGGUGCAGAAGAGUCUGGCACUCUGCUUCAAGGUGGCUUGGAUUGCAACAUCUGCGGUAAGAAGCUCAACUCCCCCGCCAAUCUGCGGCUCCACAAGUUGAGUCACCCCGGUCCCGUGUGGCUGCGCGGUGCACGCGCCAAGCGGGCUAAAUCCCACCAGUGCCCAGUGUGCGGCAAGCUGUUCGUGUCCAGCUCGGGCGUGGCGCUGCACCAGCGGGUGCACACGGGCGAGCGGCCCUUCCCGUGUCAGAUCUGCAGCAAGCGCUUCCGCCAGAGAACGCACUUGCGCGAGCACCUGCGCACGCACUCGGGCGUGCGUCCUUUCUGCUGCGAGGUGUGCGGCAAGGGCUUUGUCCAAAGCAUACACCUGGUCGAGCACCGCCGCACGCACACGGGGGAGCGGCCGCACGUCUGCCCGUACUGCGGAAAGGCCUUCAAGACCUUCUCCAACCUCAGGAACCACAAGAAGACGCACAGUUGCCAGCAGAAGAGGAAGCGGGGCUGUGAGGCUGAUGCCAAAGCCGUCACCGGCGUGGGGGUGGGGGUGGAGGUUUCUGCGGUGGAAAUCCCCAACGGGCAGCCGCACUUCAUCCAGAUCCAGUCGUCAGACGUUCAGCAGGGCACCAACACCAUCAUGUGCAACGAGUUUGGGGAGACCAUCGCCAUCAUCGAGAGCAGCGAGGGCGGAGCGCUGCCCCUGGAGCAGGCCCUGGAAAUCUUUCAGACGGCCCUGGAGAGCGGCAUGGACGGACUGCAGAUGCUCUGAGCCACAAGAACCAAUCACGGUCAAACGUGCGCAUUUAUAAUACAUACUGUUCAAAACUAUGUGGUGGGGGUCAGUUAGAAAUGUUAUUUUACAAAGAAAAGGAGAGUUUUUCCUGAAUGAUCAGAUGUAAAUUGAUCAUAAAUAUAUUACAGACUUUUGUCUAUUUAAAAAAAAAAAAAAGUUUUCUUUGAAAAUGUUAAGUUUGUAUAGAUGCAGUGGGUGUUUUAAUGGAAUACGUUACUGUAAUGAAUGUUACAAAGAACUCAAAAAGGGUGAGUGUCCAUAUGAAUGCAUGUACUUUGUGUUUUUUUUUUUUCAAUAAUUUUUACCACAUUUUGUAUUUUGAUGUGAAUGCUGGGGAGC
Messenger RNA from Syngnathoides biaculeatus (alligator pipefish), 3648 nucleotides. RefSeq names its product zinc finger protein 526 (gene znf526). The coding region runs from base 250 to 3285 and encodes 1011 amino acids. The record is from RefSeq and is a predicted model, not a curated record. The transcript is spliced from 8 exons. Lineage: Eukaryota; Metazoa; Chordata; Actinopteri; Syngnathiformes; Syngnathidae.